AUGAAUGAAGAAUCACCAAGAGAGGUAUUAAAAUCUCUUAAUUUUGAACUUGUUAGCCCAUUUGAAAUUGUUGAUGGCUAUCGUCGUUCUUGUUCAACAGUGCCUAAUCUUCAUUUACAUUAUCAAUAUUAUUAUGAUGUUCCGGAAUUUAUGACUGUUAUCAAAGGUGACGGAACAACACAGUUUCAUAUUGGAUAUUAUAGGUAUGUUAUUUAAUGGUUUCUAUGUUCAAAUGUUUUUAAAAUUGUUGACAUAUGAAACAUAAUACUUCGGAGAAUAGAAAUUUGUUCUGUUUACGUUCUAUUUUUAACGUCAGUUCAAUAAAGAAAAACGAAUAAGAUGACCCUUUAUUGAACAGUUGAUAAUAUCACUAUAAGGUUAUAACUGGAUUAUUAUAAAAUUAAGUCCUGUGUAUAGACAUACGUCAUCAUGACUAUACAUUAUUUAGUUUAGUUACGACAUUAAGUGUUUUUAGCUAAUAAAAAAAAAACAGCUUCGUCGCAUCUUGUUUUUGUUUCUUUCUUUGCUUGUCUUCCUCGAUUAUUAAUACAAUAUUUAUAUACACAUCUUUCAAUACCUUUUAUUAAUCAACUAAUCGACUAUUAUUAAUAAAUGAAUAUGAACGAAUUCGAUAAAGUAAAGUUUGUCCUUAAUAGUUCUCAGGUGAAUAAUGUACAUUGACACAUCAUAUGUAAGAUGGAGUUUUUUAAUAGACUCUCAUUUUUGUAAACAUAUCUUUCAUUUAGACAAUAGUAGAGAAAUUCGAUACGUUCUAUUAGCCAUUGUACAAUGUUGAAUAAAAAAUUCCCAUAAUUUAGUUAGAUGCUGUAUUAAAAAACAAUGUUACAGUAAAACGCACAAAUAUCUUUCUCAAAUAUCGUUUGCAUUCAAAACAGACAUCACACUAAAAAAUUUGUUACAAAUAAUUAAAAUUACCUACAGUUACAAUGAACAGCUGAACAUGAUAUUGUUCAUUCAUUCUAUAGAAAUAAUCGACCAUAUAUCUACUAUGAAGACCAGACUUUGAUUAAUUAUUGAUGUUGAAAUUCUAAAAGAAGAAAAAUGUUUUACUGUAAAAUGAAUUUCACUUUGCCACAUGUACUCAGUUAACCUAUCCAGGUAGUUUUUUUUUUCUGCCAUUUUAAGUUUCGAAUAAAAUUUUUGUUAUACACUAAACUUCUAUUCGCGCCAUCAAUGUCUCAAAUUUCUAUAGUGCGCAUAAAUGGAAUAAAUAUAUAUUGAAUGAAUAUUUCCAUUCUAUUAUAUUGCAAAUAGCACACUUAUUACUAUAGAUAUUAGGCAUGUCUGAAUUUUGAGAUAUUCCUUUCCUUGAAUGAAAAAAAGAAAGAACGUGAUGAUAUAAAAAUUACAUAAAAAGAUACAUUAUUAUUAUGUAAUUGACAAGAUUCUAUCACUGGACAUUCUAUACAACUGUUCUUCUUCGAAUAAAACAAAAUAAAAUAAGCACAGAACAAUAUAAGAAAUACUACUACUAUCGGUUAAACAAAAAUUUGAGAGAACGAAGAGAAAAAAAUAGUAGAAUAUAUGAUUUGAAUGAUGUCAUGUCUAACAUUUUAACUACGCAUAAUACAUAUUCGCUUCGAUGCAAACUAUGACACACUCUAUCCAUCCGUUGCUGCAGAGCGUUACUAAUCAUAAUAGGUUGUUU
Messenger RNA from Didymodactylos carnosus, 1669 nucleotides. The record is from the annotation of a GenBank genome assembly. Lineage: Eukaryota; Metazoa; Rotifera; Eurotatoria; Philodinida; Philodinidae.